Alosa alosa (allis shad) is the source of this 2463-nucleotide messenger RNA. RefSeq names its product NDC1 transmembrane nucleoporin (gene ndc1). The record is from RefSeq and is a predicted model, not a curated record. Gene Ontology annotation, molecular function: protein-macromolecule adaptor activity. The coding region runs from base 115 to 2175 and encodes 686 amino acids. Gene Ontology annotation, biological process: nuclear pore organization. Gene Ontology annotation, cellular component: nuclear pore transmembrane ring. The transcript has 17 exons. Lineage: Eukaryota; Metazoa; Chordata; Actinopteri; Clupeiformes; Clupeidae.
GGUCCUUGGAAUUCAUGUGGCGCGAUCUGGAAAAAUUGACAAAAAAUAUUUGCUUGUCAGGUAGCUAACGAAUUUGUCCAAAGGUAUACCGGGGAGUUCAUAUGGACAUGAACAAUGUUUUCUUUAAAACACAGCUGUUGGUUUAUUCGUAAGGUGGUAUGUUGGAGAGCUGUAGCCAGCAUUGCUUGGUCUGUGCUGCUGUUGCCAGUCACCACAGCUAUUUUUGUGUUCUUGAGUAGAUUCAGUCUACUCCAUCCGAUUCAGUGGAUAUCGGAUUCACUUGCUCUUCUGACUGCUUCAAGUACCAUUUUCUCUAUCGUUCUACUCUCUGGAGUUGUGUUGGUGAUUGGGUUUUUCAGCCUCGAAUCUUACACAGUUGUCCCUUCCAUCCCUUGCACAAGGAUUGCCCUUUUGGGGAAGGUGCUCCACCCUCGGCAAUGUAUACACUCUGUUGUGCACGCAGCGGUGGGGAUGCUGGUGUCUUGGUGUGCCGCUAUCACCAUUGGGGACAGGUACCGAGCCUUGGGCUCCCCCUGCCUUCAGUCCGAGAGUAAAGAUGCUGGCCAGAUGUGUCUGAAUGAGUACCAUCUGCUCCUGUUGCUGUCUGGAGCCUUUAUGGGAUACAGCCACAGUCUCCUUGGGGUUGUACACAACAUGAAUUAUGUGUCUUUCCCUGCCAUACAGCAAUAUAAAUACCUGCGUUUCAAAGGCUCCCUGUCUCUUGUGGUGAAAUGCAGUGCUGUGCAAUCCAUGUAUGCACUUAGGAAUUACUUAGUUCUAUACUUCUUUUUUGUACUAAUGCCAGUGCUUUAUUUUUCCCCUCUGUGCAUGACCGCUAUUGAUUCUUCAGCUCCAUUGUUUUUCUGGUGCAGGUCUCUUCACGCUCUGGACACUCUGGCUGGACUGCUGGACUUUUCUUUGCUGUACCAUCUGUGGAUUGCUGGGACAUUCCUGCUGCUAACCUGGUACAUUACCGUCCUGCUCUUCAGGAUCUAUGUCUCAGAGAUGCACAGUUUUCCAGUCCAGCCUUCGUUUGCGGAGGAAGCUGAUGGCUGUCUGCCCAAAGUCUUACUCUGCAAAGAGCCAGCCAUCAUGAAGUUCUUAGCCUUGCAAGACCUGGCUCUUCUGUCCCAGCACUCAGUCAUGAGGAGGCUGGAGGUGUUCAGUCUUAGUCAGCCAGGUGGCCACCCUCACAACUGGAAUGCCAUCAGUAAAGAGUGCCUGUCUCUGCUGACUGAGCUGACUCAGAGGCUGGUGGCUCACCACGAUGCAGUAGCCUCCAAUGGCCGUGCCAAGUCCCAGUCCAGCAGCAGCACCGAGACCAAGUCUGGAUCGUGGGGCUCAGUGUCAUCGGGGGCCACGGACCUUCCAAAGACGCCUCUUCCCAGCCACAUCCUGAAGACCCCGGGCUCCGUGUUCCUGCGCUCCUCCGUGGGGACGCUGCACAGCCCCCUGACUGCCCCCUUCACCCCCGACCUGGACAGCCCCUUUUCUUCCCCUUCCAUCCGGCGUCUGACCGCACCCCAGGAGCCCAGCUCACCCUGGUUCGGCACCGUGCAGAGCCCCCAUGUCAUGAGGAGGGGUCCCAAGCUCUGGAGCGCCUCAACAGAUUCUCAGAGUAAUGGCAGCACCAUUGCCAGUCCUGCUCCUGCUGCUGCUCCUGGCCCCAGUCCCCCUCCAGCCGAUCACAAACCCAGUUUCCUCUCCCAGUGGCUUCAGAACCGCAAGGAACAGGUGAAAGGUUUCAUGGCAAAGAGGGUGCUGGUUAUGUAUUUAUUUAACAAGCUUCCAGAGGCAACGAGCCAAGCUUUGUUUGCCGACAGCCAAGCUCACAUUUGGGCUUUAGAAGGGUUGUCCCACCUGGUGGUGGCGUCCUAUUCAGAGGAUCGCUUCGGGGUUGUGCAGACUACACUACCAAGUAUUCUUAGCACCAUGCUGGUGCUGCAAGAGGCAGUGGACAGACACUUCAAGCUGCCCCACGCAUCUAGCAAGCCUCUGAGGUCCACCUGCAGCAUGGGAGAGUCCACCUACAAGACCCUGCGCUUUGCUAUGAGGGCUGCACUCAAAACCGCCAUAUACAGGAUAACCAACACCUUUGGGGAGCACUUACAUGCUGUGCAGAUGUCCACUGAUCACAGAAAAAGGCUGCAGCAGUUCCUCGAGUACAAAGAAUAAGAUGGACUCCAUGGGAUUCCCAUGCCUAUCUGUCUGGGACCUCUGUGCUUUGUGGCCACAACUAUGUCUGUCUGUCUGUCUGUCUGUUUGCUGGCCCACACACAAAUGUGGUUAUCAAUUUUGCACCGAUGCAUGGUAUCAGUGAGAAGCACAGACAACUUGAUGAAUUACAAAUCACACAGGAGGCUGUCUGAGUAGUCCUUUGCUCCUGCUGUGGGACACUGUACCCUCUGCCUUCACAGCUAAUGAAACAUUUAGGACUCGCUGGUCAGCUAACUGGCAGCACAA